UGCUGAUAUCAAUCCUAGCUGCCCUUUUUCGCUGUGUUCCAUGUCCGAUGCCUGGCCACCCAGACUCCGAAGCUUUUUCCAAGCACGCCUCAGUGAGCUUCACAUCACCGACGUGCAUCCCUACCUCAGCGCCCUCGAGCAGGUCGCUCAAGAAGAACUCAUCGCUGAAGGCCUUCGCGCCGAAGCCACCUCCACAUCGGAGUGCGGCGAGGUCGAGCGGUGCUCCCAUCGCCGUGCCGGUCAACGCCUGCGUGAGCUGGGCCUGCUCUGGUUGGACGCCCUCCGCAACCCGCGUCCCGCCGCGGAAGAAGGUCCGUCACCGGAGCAGCUGCGGCAGCUCCGGGCACGCCAGCGGUGCACGAAGGAGGCGUUUGAAGCACAGGAACGGAUCCACCGGGCGUUGCGGGAGCGAGGGGAGCUGCGGUUGACGGAGGAUGAGUUGGAGAUGUAUUCCAACUGUGCGAAGGUGGUUGGGUCGAAGAGUUGGAGCCAGGCCACUGUGCAGUGGGUCUUGGAUGAGUUGGAUGAAACGGGCGCAGGCGAGGACGCUCGGCUUUUGGAUGUGGGUAGCAGCUAUGGCGCUUUUCUGAGCUACUUGAAGAAGUCAGUGGCACUUGAUUUGGCGCCAGCUAUACCUGGCGUGUGGCGGGGAGACUUUUUACAGCUAGAGAUCAAGGAGAGAGAAGGGUUUGAAGGUGAGGACUAUGAAGUUGAUGAACAUGGUGAACUUCAAAGCCUCCGGGCUGGAGCCUUCGACGCGGUGGUUUUAAGCUUAGUCUUAUCCUUCUUGCCCACCCCACAGCUCCGGCGCGCCAUGCUGGACCGUGCCCGGCGUUGCUUGCGGGAGGAUCCCCCUGGGUCUUUGUUUGUGAUCGAGAAGACGUCCUUGAUCCCACGCGACGUGCAGGAGGGGCGCCUGGCGCGGCAAGCUUUCCAAGAGGCCUUAGAGGCUGCAGGUUUUCAAAGCCAGACGUUUCUAUCGUUGGGGCAACUGGAUGGAGAACAGAGACCUCAUGCUCAUGCCUGGCACCUCCGCACAGCACCGGCUCGCUCCAGUUCGCCCUUGCCCCACUUCAAGGAGGAUGCCUCCGCAUCAAGGGAUGACUGCGCUGGAUCGGAGAUUCCGGCAGGAUCACGGAACAAAAGGCGUUUUUGGUGCGUUUGGGCACUGGGGUGGGGUGGUGGUUUCAGAUCGAUAUUUAAUGAUAUUUCUGUGUUCAACCUUUACUUGGUAUGAUUGAACCCACUGAGCUCCAUAUAUUCGUUUGUCUUCGUUGAAGCCACCAGUCGCAGAGUCGCAGAUCAGGAGGGAAUCGAAGGAAACACGACGAACGGCGAUGCUUUUUGUCACCGGAGAUGUCCAGACAUCCCGAGGAAUGCGUGACGCCGCUGAGAGACCACAAGAAUCGGUGCUGCGAACGACGAAAUCGAUUCCCAGACAGGUCGUUUUUGGGGGAUAGUGGUCCCCAGAAAGUGGCACGGCUUCCAAUUCAUGGUGAACGUGGGGACCCACCAGCCAUGUGCCCACCUAAACCCUAAACCCGAAUGCCAUGCGUUGGGCGGUGCUUUAGACAGAUCUUGGGAAUCGGUUCAGAGCUGAGAAAACACCCAAAGUGCGGCUUGC
Durusdinium trenchii is the source of this 1624-nucleotide messenger RNA. Lineage: Eukaryota; Dinophyceae; Suessiales; Symbiodiniaceae. The record is from the annotation of a GenBank genome assembly.